Prorocentrum cordatum is the source of this 1335-nucleotide messenger RNA. NCBI's taxonomy places the organism in Eukaryota, Dinophyceae, Prorocentrales, Prorocentraceae. The record is from the annotation of a GenBank genome assembly.
AUGGGGGGGGAGGUGAAGCCCGGAGAGGCGGAGGAGUUCUGCCGGACCAACCGCCUCGACGAGAAAGCAGUGCAGAAUCUACUGGGAGAGCCCCCGCACAUCCAGCGCGUCGUCAUGGACCGCGGCCCCGUCGCGGACUGCAGGAACCCUAGCUCGGCCCUGAUUGGCCGAAUCCGCGACGCGAAGAUGGACUCCAAGUAUGGCCCUGGAGGCUCCGCCAGCAGCGACGUGUCAAAGUCCAGUUCGGGCGGCAUGGGCAGCCUGGCCGGCUUCAACGCCGUCUACGGGGCCGCUCUCGGCCUUGGCGGCUUCGGCUUCGGCCAGGGGGGCGGCGCCUCAGGCGGCAUGGGCGGGAUGGGCCUGGGCGGCAUGGGCAUGGGAAUGGGAAUGGGCGGCAUGGGCAUGGGCAUGGGCGGGGGUAUGUGUGGUAUGGGCGGCAUGGGUGCCAUGGGCGGAAUGGGCGGACUUGGCGGAAUGGGCGGUAUGGCUGGAAUGGGUAUGGGUGGCAUGGGCGGCAUGGCUGGCAUGGGCGGCAUGGGGGCCAUGGGUGGCAUGGGAGCCAUGGGUGGCAUGGGAGCUAUGCAGGGCAUGGGAGGCAUGGGCGGCAUGGGUGGCAUGGGCAUGGGCGGUAUGGGCGGCAUGGGUGGCAUGGGCGGCAUGGGAUGCAUGGGCGGCAUGGGAGGCAGCAGCGGUACCGGCAGCGGCAACAUGGGCGCCAUGGGUGGCAUGGGUGGCAUGGGUGACAUGGGCGGCGGCAAUAUGGGUGGCAUGGGCGCCAUGGGUGGCAUGGGCGGCAUGGGAGGCAGCAGCGGCACCGGCACAGGCAUGGCCGCUAUUGGCGACAUGGGAAGCAUGGGCUCAAUGGGAAGCAGCAGCGGCACAGGCGCUGGUAACACGGGCGGCAUGGGCGCCGCGGGCGCCAUGGGUGGCAUGGGCGCCAUGGGAGGCAGCAGCGGCACCGGCAUGGGCAGCAUGGCCAGCAUUGGCGACAUGGGAAACAUGGGCUCAAUGGGAAGCAGCAGCGGCACAGGCGCUGGUAACACGGGCGGCAUGGGCGACAUGGCCUGCAUGGGCUCCAUGGGAGGCAGCAGCGGCGCUGGUGCUGGCAACACAGGCGGCAUGGGCGAUAUGGGAGGCAGUGGUGGCAUGGGCGCCAGCAGCUUGGGCGGCAUGGGCGGCAUGGGCUGCAGCAGCGGGGCAGGCGCUGCUGCCCUUGGUCCGCGGGUCUUGGCGCGUCUGGCACUGGGGCCGGCGCCGGCACCGGCACCGCCACGGGCAUGGCGGUGCAGCUCGCCAACGGGCAGAUGGCCUUCCAGAUGCCGAACGGGCAGAUGA